Melospiza georgiana is the source of this 693-nucleotide messenger RNA. RefSeq names its product peptidase inhibitor 16-like. NCBI's taxonomy places the organism in Eukaryota, Metazoa, Chordata, Aves, Passeriformes, Passerellidae. The record is from RefSeq and is a predicted model, not a curated record. The coding region runs from base 1 to 693 and encodes 230 amino acids. The transcript has 5 exons.
AUGGCCAUAAGCUCAAAACACAAGAAGUUCCACCUCAAGACAAUGCUGGAGCUGAGCUGGUGCCUGAGUGAUGAAGAAAAGAAGAUCAUCGUGGAUGAGCAUAAUAAAUAUCGCUCCCAGGUCUCUCCUCCUGCCCAGGCUAUGAUGAAGAUGACCUGGGACCCCGACCUGGAGGUUGAUGCUCAAAAGUAUGCAGAGAAAUGCAUCAGGGCCCAGAAUGGGGGCCCAGGCAGGUUAAACUUCUUUGCUACACCUUCAGCCCUGGAUGUAAAAUUGGCCAUUGAAGAAUGGAACACGGAGAGGAAAUUCUUCAACCUGAAAACAUCCGAGUGUGUCCCUGUGCAUUCGUGUGACAACUACGUCCAGAUGAUCUGGGCAGCAACAACUCGUGUUGGCUGUGGGAGCCAUUAUUGUGCGAAGAUCAAGGGAAUGGAAGCAGAGAACAUGCACCUGCUUGUCUGCAACUAUUAUCCCCCAUGUCUGCAGGACAAGGUGCUGAACCCCCGGGUGUCUGCGGGACACGGUGCUGAACCCCCCGGGUGUCUGCGGGACACGGUGCUGAACCCCCGGGUGUCUGCGGGACACGGUGUGAAACCCCCCAGAUGUCUGCAGGACAAGGUGCUGAACCCCCGGGUGUCUGCGGGACACGGUGCGGAACCCCCCCCCCCCGGUGUCUGCGGGACACGGUGCUGA